CGGUCCCAUCGCCCCACGCGGCCCUGAGCGCCGCAGCUUACGCCGGAAGGGGUGGGCGCGGGCGCAAGAUGGUGGCCACCAGGCUAACGGCACGGCGCGAGGCGCAGCAGGCCGAGGCGGAGAUGGUAGCUGCCGAAAUCAGCACUCCUGUGCCUGUCAGGAUGACCAGAAGGAGAACUAAAUCAGUUCAUAAGCCAGAGAUAAUUCAGGAAUCUCAGACCGAAGACUUGGAACAUGCAGAAACAAAGUCAGAUGUCAGUGAUAGCUUAGAGAUGCAGAGUACUAGGAAUGAGAACACAGCUUUUCAUUUAGCACAAUCAGUUGCUGAACCGCAAGCUGGAGGGGAUGUGUCAGAAACAGAAUCCAACUGCUCUUCUGUGUCUGGUCUUCAAACACCUUUGUUUGUUCGAGUAACAAGAAGACGACAGAUUGUAGUUCCUUAUCAAUCAGAUUCUCCUGACAGAAGAAAACAAGACAAGACAGCUUUUCUUAAUAACUUAAACAGGAUUAUGGAUGAAGAUGAUGUCUCUGAAGCUGAGUCUUGUUCCUCUGCUGUUUCUGGUGUCCAGGUGCCUAGUGUUACCAGAACUACAAGAAGCAGGCAAAGUAAAAAGAAAUUGCAACCAGAUACAGUUUGUGAAGCCCAGACUGAAGAUAUUUCUGAUGCAGAGUUGUGCUGCUUAAGUUCUCACGUGGAACCAUCUAUCACUACCAGACGAAUUACUAGGAGAGUGCAAAUGAAAUCGCAAGCAGCAAAUACUAAGAAGGGAAACCAAAUUGUUUCAGAAGAUGAGAAUUUAAUUGAGGACACCAUUAAAUCUGAGCCAGUAAUAAUUUCUGAUUCUAGACCUGCUGUAGAACUUCCCUCUGACACAGAAGAUAUUUCCUCUGUCACUGAGGACGAUAAAGAACCCAAUUUGCCUUCCAAAUCUGCCAAUACAACCCCAAGUGAAGAUGUUAAAGAACAGGUUAUGAAUGAUGUGACACCCAGCAGUCUUACAGAAAUGAAGCAAAGCGCCACUGAAUCACCUGGAAAAAAAGCAUUAAAAAAUACACAGUCUGCUGGGGUAGAUGAUUCAGAAGAAGCAUGUGGCCACAUACAAGAACAACACAGUAAAAUACUUGUGAGGGAGGGAAAAGUAAAGUGUGUUACUCUUUCUUUGACUGACUGCAUGAGUCCCAAACAAUUGUCAGAAUCCCAAGGGCAAAUAACGCCAAAUGAAAGUAAAAACAUUCCAGAAUGCAAAAGGGCAGAUGCUGAGGCAGAUGCACAGCAGUCUUUUGCCCAUGUUGGUAAAUUAAGAAAGAGUGACCAGUCUGGUGCAGUAAGCAGCCCACAAAAGGACAUAGCUGUUGCACAAAGCACUGAUAGCGCAGGUGGUUGUGGGGUGCUUGAAAUUGGCGUAGACAGUGGUGAAGGCCAAACAGGAGAAUUUGCUGAAUCUCUAUCACACAGCAGUGACAGAUCAAGCACUGGAAACAAUUCUUUUGCAUUGUUUCUGAGCAAAGGUGAAAGUGAUGAGUCUGAAAAUAGCGAUGUAGUGGACAUAGAUACAGCUGAGGUUGAUCUGUGUAUGGAAGAGGCAGGCGAGAGGACUCUUUCCCAAAAAAAAUCUUUAAAAAACAGUUCACUGCAUGCUGAAGGGCUUUUUGUGAUUGAUACUGAGCCUGGCAUGAGUUCUAGCCAAAAGUAUUACCUAGAUCAUCAGGUAGACCAAGGUAGUGAUGCUGAAAGCAGGCGUGAUGGAAGUGAAAAAGGUGAAGAAGCCUCGGAUUUGGAAGAGGUUGAAGAAGACUUGAUAGAUGAAGAUGAGAAAGAUGAAGAUGAUGAGUUGUUGAAAACUAAGACUGACGUUUUACAUCUUUCCAGCAGCAUAGACCCUGGUUUGAAUAUCAAGAAGCUUGGAGGUUUAUAUAUUAGUUUUGAUGCAAAAAAACAGAAGCCUAGACCAAGUGUAAUUAAGCAACUGAAGGAGAAAAAGAAGGACCAGCUCUUGCAGAAUAGUAUAAUAACUCCAGACUUUGAAAAAAAGGAAUGUGUGCCACCGUUCAGGGAAUCACUUCACCAGCUGAAGAAACAGCGCAGGGCGGAGCGAGAGAAAACAACAGGUGAUGGCUGGUUUGGUAUGAAAGCCCCAGAAAUGACAAGUGAACUGAAAAACGAUCUUAAAGUUUUGAAGAUGCGAGCUUCGUUGGACCCUAAACAUUUUUAUAAGAAGAAUGAUAGAGAUGGUUUGCCCAAGUACUUCCAGGUUGGAACUGUGGUUGAUUCUCCUAUAGACUUUUACCAUAGUCGAAUCCCUAAGAAACAAAGGAAAAGAACAAUUGUUGAAGAGCUGCUUGCAGAUUCUGAGUUCAGAAGAUAUAAUAAAAAGAAGUAUCAGGAGAUCAUGAGUGAAAAAGCAGCUUUUGCAGCAGGGAAGAGGAAUCGGAAGAAGAAGAAAUUUCGCAAUUAAGACUUGAAGAAAAAUAAAGAGCUGGAACAACUUAUUUGUUAUAAAAGUUUUUACAGAAUGCUCUGGUUGUGAUGUUUUUUUCUUUUUUUAAUAUUGCAGCUCAUGUGCAAAUUGAGGUUUAGGGAAUGUCCCGCAAUGAGAAUUUAGAAGGGAGCUUUAUCAAAUUAUCAGGUGUCUACAUUUAAAUUAAUUUAAAAAUGAAAGUUAGUUAUUUUUUAUUUAAAUUAAAAUUUACUUUAAAAGAUAAUGAUAUGAAAGCAUACUGUUAAUUCUGAGCACAAAAUACAGCUUCAUGGGUUGUGGUCAUUCCAGGUUUAAGUCUUUGGCAUCCAUUACGUGCCAGAACAAAUUUUCCCAUGUCUUGUCAGAGGUGCUGCUGGGGAGUUCUGUAAUAGAAAAUAU
Cuculus canorus (common cuckoo) is the source of this 2858-nucleotide messenger RNA. RefSeq names its product deoxynucleotidyltransferase terminal interacting protein 2 (gene DNTTIP2). Bases 69 to 2456 code for a protein of 795 amino acids. The record is from RefSeq and is a predicted model, not a curated record. NCBI's taxonomy places the organism in Eukaryota, Metazoa, Chordata, Aves, Cuculiformes, Cuculidae. Gene Ontology annotation, biological process: RNA processing. The transcript is spliced from 7 exons. Gene Ontology annotation, cellular component: nucleolus. Gene Ontology annotation, molecular function: RNA binding.